Messenger RNA from Camellia sinensis, 2125 nucleotides. The record is from RefSeq and is a predicted model, not a curated record. NCBI's taxonomy places the organism in Eukaryota, Viridiplantae, Streptophyta, Magnoliopsida, Ericales, Theaceae.
UUGAGAAGAACGUGUGUGAUAAUGUAUUGUGGACGAUAUUAAAUGUUGAUGGGAAAGGAAAGGAUAAUUUAAAUGCUCGUCGAGACUUGCAAGAUAUGGGAAUUCGAAAGGCAUUACAUCCUAAAAAAGGGGUUGGGAACAGGUAUUAUUUGCCGCCUGCAUGUUUUGCUAUGAACAAUAGAGAGAGAGGUUUGUUUUGUACACUCCUGAAGAAUAUCAAAGUUCCAGAUGGGUAUGCAUCCAAUAUUUCUCGUCGUGUUAACCUCAAACAACAUAGCAUAUCUGGACUGAAAAGUCAUGACAACCAUAUAUUGAUGCAACAAAUACUUCCAAUAGCAGUGAGAAAUUUGUUACCGAAAAAAGUUGUUGAACCAUUGAUUGAGUUAAGCAAUUUCUUCAGGCAGUUGUGCUCCAAAACUUUAGAGCCAGAUGGGUUAGAUCGUCUUCAAUCCCAAAUUGCUCUUACACUUUGUCAUCUUGAGAGAAUUUUUCCUCCAUCCUUUUUCGAUAUAAUGGAGCACUUGCCUAUUCACCUAGCAGAGGAGGCCAAGAUUGCUGGUCCAGUGCAAUAUCGCUGGAUGUACUUCAUAGAAAGGUAUCUUAUGACACUUAAGUCAUAUAUGCGUAAUCGAAGUCAUCCAGAAGGUUCAAUUGCAGAGGGAUACUUAGUUGAAGAGUGUAUGACCUUUUGCUCAAGGUACUUGGAUGAUGUCGAGUCAAAAUUGAAUCGACCAAUAAGGAAUUACGAUGUUAGCGACAAUCCUGGGAUAUUACUGGGUCAUGCUUUAGGAAAAGGAAAAGGGUUUGCGCUUGAUAACACAUCAUGGGUACAAGCUCAUCGGUAUGUGUUAUUUAACACUGCUGCGGUUGUCCCAUAUCGAGAGGAGCAUCGUGAUUUUAUUAAGCGGUCACAUCGUCGUCUUAAAGAUUUUGAUGUGGAUCGCCGUCACAAUGAUGAGUUUCCCAGAUGGUUUAAUUCUCAUGUUGAAGAGCUUCUAGCUAUUGAAAAUGCUGUGUUGUCAGAUGAGAUUAAAACUUUGGCAUUGGGACCUAGUAAAAAGGCCACGAGAUUCAAUGGGUAUAUAAUUAAUGGUACUAGGUAUCAUACGAGGAGUCGUGAGUGGAGAAGAAAAACUCAAAAUAGUGGGGUUAUGGUGAAAGCAAAGACUUGUAGCUAUGCAAGUACCAGAGACAUGAAUCCUGUGGAAGGUGAAGUAGCAUACUAUGGAUAUGUGACAGAUAUUAUUGAAUUGUAUUACUCAUACGACCGUAGAUAUGUGCUAUUCAUGUGCGACUGGAUUGACAACAACAAAGGAUUGAAGCAGGAUGGGUUUGGUUUCACACUUGUUAAUUUCAAUCAUUUGUUAUAUACAAAGAAACAAAAUAGUGAUGAGCCAUUCAUCCUAGCAUCUCAGGCACAACAAGUUUUCUAUGUUAAUGAUCCCGUUGAAGCUGAUUGGGAUGUUGUAGUCAAGAUGAAACCUAGAGACUUGUAUGAGGUGUGUGGAGAACAACCAAUUAAUGAUGGAGAACAUCACAAUGAAGUGGAAGGAUUUGGCGACCAAGAAUUAGAUGCAACUUCGUUUGCUUGUGAAGAGGAUAUAAAUUGGGUUAGGCAAGGUGAAGUUGGAACAACUAUUGAUGAAACUAUUGGACCUCUUGGGAUAUCGACACAGACACAAUCUGAAGAUGAUGAAGAAAUGAUAUGAUAUUGUAAUUUUGUUUCAUAUUCAUUGUUACAUUUGUGCUUUUAGCAUGGAUAUUCAUGUUAAUGAAACCUUUGCUUUUAAAAUGCGUCAUUUGUUUGCUUUUCAACGUGAUUGUCCUUGAGACAACCUUUUAUGUCCUUGAGAAAGAUCAUAUCUGUUAUAUUAAGAUUGUGUUUAAAAUUUAAAUUUGUAGAGAAAUUUUUUAAUAUUUUGGACUUUAUAUUCAUUGUUAACCCAUAAAAUUCUACACGUAUGCUUGUGGUCUUCUGUAAACUAGCAUGACAGAUCGACGAUGCUCUAGGCAGAGGCAACAUUCAGCCUCUGCAAAUUCUGAGAGUUCUUACAGUGGGAGUGCAGAUGAGAGUUCUUAUAGUGGAAGUUCAGAUGAGAGUUCAGAGGAGAGUACACGCAUCAUA